Stegastes partitus (bicolor damselfish) is the source of this 984-nucleotide messenger RNA. RefSeq names its product olfactory receptor 1-like. The transcript has 2 exons. NCBI's taxonomy places the organism in Eukaryota, Metazoa, Chordata, Actinopteri, Pomacentridae. Gene Ontology annotation, biological process: detection of chemical stimulus involved in sensory perception of smell; G protein-coupled receptor signaling pathway. The record is from RefSeq and is a predicted model, not a curated record. Gene Ontology annotation, molecular function: olfactory receptor activity; G protein-coupled receptor activity; odorant binding. Gene Ontology annotation, cellular component: membrane. Bases 1 to 984 code for a protein of 327 amino acids.
AUGGAGCUAUUUAACUCGGCUCUUGGAAAAAAUAUCACCUUUGUGCAUCCUGCAUUUUUCAUAAUCAGUGGUUUAUCUGGAAUCCCAAACAUAGAACAUUACUAUGUCUUUCUCUUUUUUGUUUAUAUUGUUUCCGUGCUGGGAAACACAACUGUGAUGGCUGUCAUAUGCUUGGAUCAAAAUCUGAGAACUCCAAAAUAUGUAGCAGUUUUUAACCUGGCAUUUGUGGAUCUGUUUGGGAACUCGGCACUAGUGCCAAAAAUUCUUGACAUUUUUCUGUUUAAGCAUCACCACAUCCCUUACAGUGACUGCUUGACGUUCCUUUUUUUCUGCUACACCUGUCUUUCAAUGCAGUCAUUUAAUCUGAUUGCUCUGUCCUAUGACAGAAUGGUGGCCAUCAUAUUUCCUCUGCACUAUCAAGUGAAGGUGACCCACAGGUUUAUGUUUUCUUUGAUUGCCUCUUUCUGGGUUUUUGCAAUAAUUGCUGUUCUUAUUACAGUUGGUCUUCUAACAAGACUUUCCUUCUGUGAGUCCGUAGUUAUUAACAGCUUUUUUUGCGAUCAUGGCCAGAUAUACCGACUUGCGUGCAAUGACAAUUUUUCCAAUUAUGUCAUUAGCUUCUUGUUCCCAGUUCUUAUUUUCUGGCUUCCUUUAGCUGUUAUCUUGUUAAGUUAUGUAUAUAUUGUCUAUACUUUGGCUAAAGUAGCCACAUUUCCACAAGGACUUAAGGCUUUUAAAACCUGUACAGCUCAUCUCUCAUUGGUGGCGAUGUACUUUAUCCCACUGUUAAUUACGUUUACCUUGAUGGAAAAAAUACACCCAAAUGCCAGAAUUUUAAACCUGUCUCUGACCUCUAUCUUUCCUUCCAUGUUGAACCCAUUUAUAUAUGUCCUGCAGACACGAGAAAUCAAAGAAUCUGUGAAAAAGUUACUGAAACUCAAAAGGCGAUCCAAAACUACAGCAAAGAAUGUAAAACAUAUUUAG